GUACGGAAGGCUUGGGAUUUAGCAUUACUUCAAGAGAUGUCCCAAUUGGUGGCUCUGCUCCAAUUUAUGUGAAAAACAUCCUUCCGAGAGGUGCAGCUAUUCAAGAUGGGAGACUAAAAGCUGGAGACCGAUUAAUUGAGGUAAAUGGAGUUGAUUUAACAGGCAAAACUCAAGAAGAAGUUGUGUCCUUGCUGCGAAGUACCAAGAUGGGAGGGACUGUUGGCCUUUUGAUUUUUCGACAGGAAGAAACAUUCCAUCCAAGGGAACUGAAUGCAGAACAAAGCCAGUCACAAAUUCCAAAGGAAACGAAAGCAGAAGAAGAAGAGCUUGUCCUCACACCUGAUGGCACCCGGGAAUUCCUGACAUUUGAAGUUCCACUGAAUGACUCUGGCUCAGCUGGGCUUGGUGUGAGUGUCAAAGGUAACCGGUCAAAAGAAAACCACGCCGAUUUAGGAAUCUUCGUCAAGUCCAUUAUUAAUGGUGGAGCAGCAUCUAAGGAUGGCAGGCUUCGAGUGAACGAUCAACUCAUAGCAGUUAAUGGAGAAUCAUUAUUGGGAAAAACAAAUCAAGAUGCUAUGGAAACAUUAAGGAGGUCCAUGUCCACUGAAGGAAACAAACGGGGAAUGAUUCAGCUUAUUGUGGCGAGGCGAAUAAGUAAAUGCAAUGAGUUGGAAUCACCUGGGAGCCCCUCCGGGCCAGAGCUGCCCAUAGAGACUCUGCUGGAUGACCGGGAGCGGAGGAUUUCCCACUCCCUCUACAGCGGCAUUGAGGGUCUCAGCGAAUCGCCCACAAAGAACGUGGCGUUGAGUAGGAUAAUGGGUAAAUAUCAGCUGUCUCCAACGGUGAACAUGCCUCAAGAUGACACUGUCAUUAUUGAAGAUGACAGGCUGUCAGUCCUUCCUCCUCAUCUAUCUGACCAGUCAUCAUCCAGCUCCCAUGAUGAUGUUGGGUUUGGCACUGUUGAUACUGGUGGAUGGGCUAAAGCUGCAAUUAGUGAGUCAACAGACUGCACUCUUAGUCCAGAUGUUGAUCCAGUGCUUGCCUUCCAGCGAGAGGGUUUUGGACGCCAGAGCAUGUCAGAAAAGCGUACAAAGCAAUUUUCAGAUGCCAGUCAGUUGGAGUUUGUUAAAACACGAAAAUCCAAAAGCAUGGAUCUAGUAGCUGACGAGACUAAGCUCAGUACAAUGGAUGACCAGAAAACAGGUUCCCCAACCAGAGAUGUGGGGCCUUCGUUAGGUCUGAAGAAAUCCAGCUCAUUAGAAAGCCUGCAGACAGCCGUUGCUGAGGUGACUCUGAAUGGUGACAUUCCCUUCCACCGUCCGCGCCCACGAAUUAUCCGAGGACGAGGCUGCAACGAAAGCUUCAGAGCUGCCAUAGACAAAUCCUAUGAUAAACCUGUAGCAGAUGAUGAUGAUGAAGGCAUGGAAACUUUGGAGGAAGACACAGAGGAGAGCUCAAGAUCUGGUAGAGAAUCUGUGUCCACAGCAAGCGACCAGCCAUCCCACUCAUUGGAGAGACAAAUGAAUGGAAGCCAGGAUAAAGGUGACAGAAAAAAAGCUGGAAAGGAAAAGAAGAAAGAUCGAGACAAAGAGAAGGAUAAAAUUAAGGCAAAGAAAGGAAUGCUGAAAGGCUUAGGAGACAUGUUCAGGUUUGGCAAACAUCGCAAAGAUGACAAGAGUGAGAAAACUGGUAAAAUAAAAGUGCAGGAAGCUCUUACUUCAGAAGAGGAGAGAAUACGAAUGAAGCAAGAACAGGAGAGAAUUCAAGCAAAAACUCGAGAAUUUCGGGAGAGACAAGCUCGAGAACGUGACUAUGCAGAAAUACAGGACUUUAACCGGACGUUUGGCUGUGAUGCAGAUCCAAUGUAUGCUGGGAUCACUUCCUAUGACUCUUCUUCAAAUAGUGGCACGAUAACACUGAACACCCGACCACAGAGCCCGAGGGAAGGACAGACGGUGGAAGCCUUGUACGCGCAAGUGAAGAAACCACGGAAUUCAAAGUCUUCACCUGUAGACAGCAACAGGUCGACCCCUAACAAUCAUGACCGGAUACAGCGCCUGAGACAAGAGUUUCAACAAGCAAAGCAAGACGAGGAUGUGGAGGACAGGAGACGUACUUACAGUUUUGAGCAGCCGUGGCCAAGCACCAAGACGUACUCGCAGAGUGGUAGGCACUCCGUGUCAGUAGAGGUUCAAAUGCAGCGGCAGCGGCAGGAAGAAAGAGAGAGUUUCCAGCAAGCUCAGCGGCAGUACAGCUCAUUACCCAGGCAAAGCAGAAAAAAUGCCAGUUCUGUAUCUCAAGACUCCUGGGAGCAGAGCUAUUCCCCUGGAGAAGGCUUCCAGACUGCAAAGGAAAAUCCCAGAUAUUCCAGCUACCAGGGAUCGAGGAAUGGCUACAUGGGGGGACAUGGCUUUAAUGCCAGGGUAAUGCUAGAAACACAAGAACUGCUCCGUCAAGAGCAGAGGCGGAAAGAACAACAACUGAAAAAAAAAACUUCUUCUGAAGGGCCUAGCAACUAUGACUCAUAUAAGAAAAUUCAGGACCCUAAUUAUACCCCUCCUAAAGGUCCUUUCAGACAAGAUGUACCGCCUUCACCAUCUCAGGUAGCGAGGCUGAACAGAUUGCAAACACCAGAAAAGGGAAGACCGUUUUAUUCUUGAGGUGAAGAAAAUGAAGAACAACUUACCAUGCAAUAAGGAACAUUUUCAUAUAAAGACUUAUAUUUUGAAAACUUUUUAAACUGAUGGUACUAAGGAAUAUAUCCAUUGUCUAUUUCAGUGCCUUUGAAAAUAUGGGCAAAGCGCUGGUGGGCCUUAUGUCUUUGCUAUUCUGUCUCAAGUGUUAAAUUCAUGGAAGGACCUUCCACCAUUUGACAAUCAUAGCAGAAAUGUGCUCCUGCGUUCUGAGUCCUGUAGCCCAGUCCAGUAGCUUUUUGCUAGAUUUGUUGUAAUGUCUUUUACUUUGCAGUGACUUAUUACACCAACAUGAAGCUUUAUGGCAUAAAAUGAAUGAAUUUGAGGUUGAAGGAAGCAUUGACAUGUCCUUUCUUUAUUUCUCUUGGUUCAGGAACAGCAUUACACAUUGCUUUUGAGUGGAUAAGGCUUAGCACUACUCUGGAUCGCAGUCAGAGUUCUUAUAUGUUAUAUGGUGGAGUCAUUACCAGUCUUUGUUGAUUAAUAUUUAAGUGUCUAUAUGCUAAAAAACUAUCCUUCUCCUAUUAUGCACAUAUGCACUGUUUUUCUCUCUCUCUCUCCCAACUCUGAGCUUAUUAAAAAAGCCUUUACCCUGACUCAUGAGGAAAACAAUAUUAAGCUUUCAGUUAUCCUGAGCAUCCUGUUACAAUUGCCUUAUAAUCUUAAUACACAGUCCAUUACAAAUGAAAUAAUUAGAGAGAGAUUAUUUAUACAGUCACAAACAAACCAAGCAUAUUUUACUAUUUUGUUAAAGAUGGGAAAUUUUGAAAAAACAUACAACCGAGUUCUGCUUUGCUUUGCUUUGCUUCUAAAUUAGUUUGGUCAUAAGACACUUGUAUCUAGGAAGAGAACAAGGGAGGGUAUCAUCCCACGGUCAUCUGGUAUACAGUUGUCCUUGAGCAAAUUUUGGAGAUACCUUAAAGCAAGAGCAAAGAAAUCAAAGUUUUUCUUUGGAUCAAAACACUGUAAAGAAAAGAAUUACUUCUUAUAAUUUGUGAAGCUUUGUGGACAAUUUUCUUUGUGCUUCCAUAUACUGUAUUGUUUCAUUGUGAUGCCACAUUUAAAACAAAUCUUUAAGUAUAUGAAUGAGAGAUAAGUGGAGACAAACUGUUACACAUCAUCCUGAAAACACGUCAGUAUCAAAAAAAACUAAAGCAAAAGAGAUUGCUCCAGCAGUCAGUAAUAUUUGAAUGUGCAUAUGGGAUAUGAGAAUUUCCUUUGAAGCAGCUGUUUUUAUGUUUGUUGGUCUUAACUUCAUGCAUUGUAAAAAAUAUAGCUGGGUUGCUGAAGUGCCUGCAAAUCCUGAUGUGAAAAGGCUUGAGAAUGGAUCUCAGCAUAUUGUGUACAAAAAGGAAAGAGAGAAAGCAAGAAAAAAAAUCAUGUAUUGCGUGAUU
This is a messenger RNA of Empidonax traillii (willow flycatcher), 4087 nucleotides long. RefSeq names its product par-3 family cell polarity regulator (gene PARD3). The annotation marks the transcript as partial. Gene Ontology annotation, molecular function: phosphatidylinositol binding; protein binding. The transcript has 16 exons. Lineage: Eukaryota; Metazoa; Chordata; Aves; Passeriformes; Tyrannidae. The record is from RefSeq and is a predicted model, not a curated record. Gene Ontology annotation, biological process: establishment of centrosome localization; microtubule cytoskeleton organization; intracellular protein localization. Gene Ontology annotation, cellular component: apical plasma membrane; cell cortex; adherens junction.